AUGGUGACCGCAAAGAAGAUGAAAAAAUUUCUGGAGUUCAUCAACUCUAGGCUCCAACUUGUUAUGAAAAGUGGAAAAUAUGUGCUCGGGUACAAGCAGACCCUGAAGAUGAUCAGACAGGGCAAAGCGAAAUUGGGCAUUCUUGCCAACAACUGCCCAGCCUUGAAGAAAUCUGAAAUAGAGUACUAUGCUAUAUUUGCGAAAACUGGUGUCCACCACUAUAGUGACAAUAAUAUCAAACUGGGCACAGCAUGUGGAAAAUACUACAGACUUCCCCUCAUAAUGUGUUAUGCAGCUGAGGAAGACUGCAUUUUUACAAGGACAAACAGUGUGCACAAGGAUGGAGAUGUGGUGAUUGGGGCUUUUUUCUCCCUUUUUCUCUCUGUGUACUUCAGUGGCAUCACUGGUAUUAAACCUAGCAAGGACUUCGUUGUCAUGAGGAUUAUACACAAAAGCUACCAAAACAUGCUUGCCUUCAUUUUUACCAUUGAGGAGAUCAACAGGAAUACUCAUCUUUUACCCAACAUAUCUUUGGGCUAUGAGUCCCAUAAUUCCCUGAACAAUCAAGGAAAUAUAUUGGAAAAUGUCCUAAUAUUGCACACAGGACAGGAUGAGAUCCCAAACUACACCUGUGGGCAAGAGAGCAAAUCUAUAGCAUUACUGACAGGAACAUCAGUAGCAACAGCUGAUCAAAGUGGACCACUGCUGGAGCUCUACAAGUUUCCACAGCUGACCUUUGGCUCUUUUGAUCCAGUCCUGAGUGAGUAUGGCCAGUUCCCUUCCCUCUAUCAGGUGGCACCAAAGGACACCUCUCUGGCCCUUGGCAUGGUCUCCUUGAUGCGUCAUUUCAGCUGGAACUGGGUGGGACUUGUCAUCACAGAAGGUCCAAAAGGGCUCCAGUUUUUAUCAGAUAUGAGAUCAGAGAUGGAUAAAAAUAGGAUCUGUGUAGCAUUUUGGAAAAUAAUCAGUAGUUCUUCUCAUUUAUAUGUAUUAAAUCAACAACGGGAUUUCUUGACUGGGGAGACAUCCUUAGUAAACGUUGUUUUCAUUUACUAUGAUACUGAUGGUUUAAAUGAUAUAAACCAUUACAUAGGGCUACAUUUAGUGACACAGAUGGUAUGGGUGACAAACUCACAAUGGCAUGCUGACAUGACGGGGAAAAAGUUUAUACUGGACACAUUCCAUGGAGCUCUCAUUUUUUCCAACCACCACGAGGAAAUUUCUGGUUUUAAAAGCUUUCUCCAGAGAGUCAAGCCAUCUAGCUACUCUACAGACAUUUUCUUGCAGCAGCUUUGGUACUCCAGUUUCCACUGCUCAUUGUCUGAGUCUGACUGUGUAUUGGAGAACUGUGCUCCCAAUGCCUCCUUGGUUCAGUUGCCUGCAAAUCGUUUAGAGCCGGCCAUGAGUGAUGCGAGUUACAACAUAUACAAUGCUGUGUACGCUGUGGCCCAUGCCCUGCAUGAGAUGCUUCUUUGGCAAGUGGAGACGCAACCAGUGAGGAACAGGACAGGCGUGAUGACUUCUCCCUGGAAGCUGCAUACCUUUCUGAAGAACAUCCAGUUUUCCAAUCCUGCUGGAGAACACGUGGAUUUGGACCAAAAAAGAAAAUUGUUCACAAAUUUUGACAUUCUCAACUUUUGGAAUUUUCCAGAAGGCCUUAGGCUUAAGGUGAAAGUAGGAGAGUUUUCUCCUCAAGUUGCAAAUGGGCAACAGUUGUCUUUAUCUGAAAUGAUACAAUGGGGCACAGGAAUUACAGAGACUCCCCGUUCCAUGUGCACUGAGAGUUGUCCUCCUGGAUUCAGGAAGUCCCCUCAGGAGGGAAAACCUUCCUGCUGUUUUGAUUGCACCAUGUGUUCAGAGACUGAGAUCACCAAUGACACCGAUAUGGAUAAAUGUCUGAAAUGUGCAGACCAUCAGUAUGCCAACGAUGAGAGAAAUCACUGCGUGCAAAAAUCAGUGACUUUUCUGGCUUAUGAAGACCCCCUGGGAAAGGUUCUGGCUGGAUCAGCACUGAGCUUCACUGUUCUCACAGCUGCUGUUCUUGGGCUCUUUGUGAAGCACCGAGACACGCCCAUUGUCAAGGCCAACAACAGGACUCUCAGCUACACCCUGCUCAUUUCUAUCACUUUAUGUUUCCUCUGCUCCUUGCUCUUCAUUGGCCGUCCCAACAGAGCCACCUGCAUCCUGCAGCAGACCACAUUUGGAGUCGUGUUUACUGUGGCUGUUUCCACUGUCUUGGCCAAAACCAUUACUGUGGUGCUGGCCUUCAAGGUCACUGCUCCAGGAAGAAGAAUGAGACAGUUUCUGGUGUCAGGGGCACCAAACUAUGUCAUCCCCAUUUGUUGCAUAAUCCAACUCACUCUCUGUGGAGUCUGGAUGGGGACAAGUCCACCCUACAUUGACACAGAUGCACACUCCGAACAUGGUCACAUCAUCAUUGUGUGCAACAAGGGAUCCCUCACUGCCUUCUACUGUGUCCUGGGAUAUCUGGGCUCCUUGGCCUUGGUGAGCUUCACUGUGGCUUUCCUGGCCAGGAAUUUGCCUGACACAUUCAAUGAAGCCAAGUUCCUGACGUUCAGCAUGCUGGUGUUCUGCAGCGUGUGGGUCACCUUCCUGCCCGUGUACCACAGCACCAAGGGGAAGGUCAUGGUGUCCAUGGAGGUCUUCUCCAUCUUGGCCUCCAGUGCAGGGUUGCUGGCAUGCAUCUUUGCCCCUAAGUGCUAUAUUAUUUUGUUAAGACCAGCUAGGAAUCCUCUGCAUGGAUUCAGAGAUAAAACACAUUGUAGGAAAAGGAAACAUUAUUAA
Messenger RNA from Octodon degus (degu), 2805 nucleotides. Its product is annotated as vomeronasal type-2 receptor 116-like. Bases 1 to 2805 code for a protein of 934 amino acids. Gene Ontology annotation, cellular component: membrane. The record is from RefSeq and is a predicted model, not a curated record. The transcript has 7 exons. Gene Ontology annotation, biological process: G protein-coupled receptor signaling pathway. Gene Ontology annotation, molecular function: G protein-coupled receptor activity. Lineage: Eukaryota; Metazoa; Chordata; Mammalia; Rodentia; Octodontidae.